This is a messenger RNA of Lycium ferocissimum, 3430 nucleotides long. RefSeq names its product protein ROLLING AND ERECT LEAF 2. The record is from RefSeq and is a predicted model, not a curated record. Bases 612 to 2948 code for a protein of 778 amino acids. NCBI's taxonomy places the organism in Eukaryota, Viridiplantae, Streptophyta, Magnoliopsida, Solanales, Solanaceae. The transcript has 7 exons.
UUAGUUGUUGAGAUGGGUUAGUGGGGUUUUUGUGGUUCUUGAUUUGGUGUUGAAUUGAAUUCUAUUCAAUUGUUGUGAAGUACUGAUCUAGCUUUGAAAGUCAAGUUUCUUAAUGUGGAGAUCACUGAUCCAAUUUUGGUUCUUAUUUUAUUGUCAAGUUAUGUUUUGUUGUUGUGAUUUAUCGAUAGGUUCUUGGUGGUACUUGGUUGGGGUUGAAUUGAAUUCUGUUAUGCAGUUGUGAAGUUCCAUAAAUCUGUAAAUCUUUAAAGAUUGGAUCUUUAGUAAUCUGUUCUUGCUUUUGGAGAUUAAUAACUGUUCAUAGAAUUUUAAUUAAAGCUUCAAAAUGAAAACUAUGAAAACAUCUUGUUUAUAAAGGCACUGCAAUUAAAGUCAUUUUUCUUAUCCAAUUUGACAAUGACUUACGUCAAAUCCAAGCCUUUGUAUUCAUAAUUCCCAUGCAUCUUGAUAUACUAUUUGGAAGAACCAGAUCAGGUACUUGGUCAGCAGUUAAUGCAUUUACCUUGUUGUGAUUUGUCUCAAGAGUUGGGUUACUUAUUAACUAAUAUGGUCUGCGUCUUGAAAGCUUGAAGUUUCAACCGUGGAAUGAUUUGAUGGGGGCAUCAAACUCUAAACUAGAGGAAGAUAAAGCCUUGCAGCUUUGUCGUGAACGGAAGAAGUUUGUUAGGCAAGCUCUUGAUGGCCGGUGUAAUCUAGCAGCGACUCAUAUUGCUUAUAUUGAGUCUCUAAAAAUUACAGGAACUGCUUUAAGGAGAUUUGCUGAACCCGAGGCUCCAAUCGAAUCUUCCAUCUACACUUCGACUAGUGCAACACCCGAGCCUCUUGGAUUAACUGAAAAGUCACUUUCCCAAUUUUCAUUCUCUUCUCGAUCUGUCUCACGUAAUGUAGAUGCAACUGAGAAUAUCCUCCCGUCUCCUUCGCCUCCAAGUUCAAGCCGAUACCAUGUGAAUCACAUGAAAUUUAGAGGUACAUUUUCUAGGAAGGUUGAAGAAAAACCUCCUGUUCCAGUUACUGUUUCAGUUACUUCAAGUACACCUCAGAACUCCACGCCUCGUUCCACAGAGAGGCCUGAAGCAUCACCUUUUGAAACCCCUCCUUUCCCUUCUGAAACUUCACCUUUUGAAAUCCCUCCUUCCCCUACUGAAACUUCACCGUGGGACUAUUUCGGUAUUGGCCAUGAUAUUGAUAAUCAUUUGACUUCACGAGAUGGAAGGGUGGAGAAUCGAAAUGAUACUGGACAUCACAGAGAUGAGGAUAGAGUUCCUGCAUCAGAAGAUGAUGAAGAACAUUAUUCUUCACCUGGAAGGGAUGGAUCACAGGUCUCAGAUGAUGAAUUUGACGACGAGCCUUCCACAGAAACACUGGUCCGAAGUUUUCAAAAUGUCAAUCGGACAACCGAUCAUGCUAGCAAUGGUGUUUCACCUGACAUAACAUCUGCGAGAAAUGUAGUGUCAGAAGCCAAGUUUUUAAAUGGGGAGAAAAGCAAGUCACCUGAUUUGUCUCCACUAAGAGCUGCACCAACAGGACCUGCUGAUGAUAAUAAUGGCCUGAAUUCUGAUAAUAAUGGCAUGAAGACACCAGUAAAAGAAAAUGAUAUUGAGAAUAAGAUUGCGCCCAAGGACUUCUUUUCUAGCAUAAAAGAUAUUGAAUAUCUCUUCAUAAAAGCAUCUGAAUCAGGACGAGAAGUUCCACGCAUGCUAGAGGCGAACAAAUUCCAUUUCCGUCCAAUUUUUCCAGGGAGAGAAAGCGGGUCAAUGGCCAAAAUAUUAAUGAAGUCUUGUUUCUCUUGCGGGGACGAUCCAAGCCAGAUUCCUGAAGAGCCUCCUCAAAAUUCUGUGAAGUACCUGACAUGGCAUCGCACCACAUCAUCUCAUGCUUCAUCCCCAACUCGGCUUGGUGUACACUCAGCAGAUGAUAUUGAGGAUGUCACCAACAAUCUCUUUGAUAACUUUUGUAUGGUCUCAGGAAGCCAUGCCUCUACAUUAGAUCGGCUGUUUGCAUGGGAGAAGAAGCUAUAUGACGAAGUCAAGGCUAGUGAGAUGAUCCGAAGUCAUUAUGAUGUUAAGCGUAAGCUUCUCCGACAACUAGAAUCUAAGGAAGAAUCUCUCCAGAGGAUUGACAAGACGCGUGCUAUUGUGAAGGAUCUUCACUCGAGAAUCGGAGUUGCAAUUCAUAGAAUUAAUGACAUAUCCAGGAAAAUUGAGGAAAUAAGAGACAAGGAACUUCAGCCUCAACUGGAGGAGUUGAUUGAGGGAUUGAGGAAGAUGUGGGAAGUUAUGCUCGACUGUCACAAGCGUCAGCUCCAUAUCAUAUCAAUAGCUCAUUCCCCCGGAAAUAUGAAGAUCCUUAUUCAAUCAGAUUUUCGUCGACAGAUAGCCAUGCAUCUUGAACAUGAAUUGAGUUCUCUAGCAUCAAGUUUUAUGAAGUGGAUCAUCUCUCAGAAGGCAUACGUGGAAGCUAUAAAUAAGUGGCUUCACAAGUCCGUCCACCUCCGCGAGAAAUCAUCCAGGAGAAAAAGAAAGCAGCAACCUGUGCCACUCAGAAACCACGGGCCGCCUAUUUAUACCACCUGUUCUGUCUGGUUGGAGAUGCUCGAUUCUUUACCUAGUAAAGAAGUUUCCGAUGCUAUGAAGGAUUUGGCUGCUGAAAUCUCUCACUUCGUACCCCGGCAAGAGAAGCACCACGGGAAGGGCGGAAAUCAUCGUUGGCAGAGUGGGGCGAAUGAUGAUCCAGGUCUCAAGACCCCACUGAGAGAUGAUUCUCCUGAGGAUUGGAUAACCGGUUUUGAUAGUUUUCGUACGAGCUUGGCUUUUUUUCUUGGCCAGUUAAACAACUUCUCAGAGUCUUCUGUGAAAAUGUUUACUAAUCUCCAAAAGGCCAUCCAAGAAGCCAAACAGGGUCAUGCACUCCGCAUGAAUUCCCAGUCGUAAGAUGGUGAGUUUUGACUCUAAUGUUGCUCGGACUCUUCAAAAAUUGUCUCCGCAUGCGCGUCGGAUCCUCCAAAAGUAGAUUUUGGAAGGAAUCGCCACAUAUGCAACAACAUUUGGAGAGUCCGAGCAACAUAGUUCUGGCAAAAAAAAAAAAAAAGUGGCAUAAUGUGAAAUAGCUGCAAGAUACUGAAGAAACAACAGUGAGUAUAGCAAAGGACUAUUUAUUCUGUCAUUUGUACAGGGAGGUAAAAAAAUAGUGCAUAAUUUGUUGGAGCUUCUUAUAUAUUUUUGUUGAUCUUGAAAUAAAGAAAGCUCUAUAUAGUGGCUGUAUAUUCAAUAUUGGGAGGUGAAAAUGGGCAAAUGGGAAAAGGAAGGAGUGUAGAGUAAUCAUAAAGGGAGCUGUUUAUAUGAUAGCAAAAAACAUGUAUCAAACAUGUACAUUACUUUGAGGCUUAAUUUGAUUGAACUCAGUUACAAUUUCA